CGCCAGUCUACUUCCUGGACAUUGUAAACAAUGUCAGUAUCAACAACUACUGGGUUAUUUUGUUUGAUUUAAAAUACUAUGCAAGCAUAUUCUACUGUGAUAGAUGUUCCAUAAAAGAGUUUGGCAGUAGUGAAAAGUAAAAUCAUGAAGGAGUUUUCAAAAUUUGACGAAGAUGACGAACAACCUGAAACACGUAAUGCCAAGAACAUAUUUGGCUUUGAAGCCAGCUCAAUGGACAGAACACGCUUAGCCUCUGGUAUUCGAUUGAGCCUGCUGCUUUUUCUCAUAGCAGUAUUUAUUGGUGGAUUAGCAAUUCUGGGAAUUGGAAUCUGGACUAGUGAAGGGGAAUAUGGAAGCAAACAGUUAUCUACCCUGAUUGGUGUGGCCUUGUAUCGAGUAGAUUCCUUCAUGCUGAUGAUUGGAGGAGGUGCCAUUAUGGGGCUCACUUUGAUUGGUCUUUGUGGGGUUCUCAUUCCCUACAAAUGUCUCUUGGGAUUGCAUCUUGGUAUCCUGUCGUUCAUGGCACUCAUGUUGUUUGUGGCGGGUGUGUUGGGUUACGUUUUAAUUGGGGAGCUGGAAGACAAGGUGAAAGAUACUCUGGAGUUACAUCUGAGUAAACACUACGGAGUACAUACCGACCAAAAUCAGUUCAAUCGGGUCAUUACCGAGUCCUGGGAUCACGUUCAAGAAACCUUCCACUGUUGUGGAGCCCAUGGAGAUGCUAAUUCAACAACAUCGUGGGCCCUGUACAGGGAGAAAAGCAACUGGUAUAAAUACAACAUAUCACAUGGUAAUUACGUCCCCAAGAGUUGCUGUGGGCCGAACAAUCGAGACCUGUGCACCGGCAGUGUAGACGUGAAGGACCAGCCACCACGUCACGGUCCACCGGUCCCGGGAAACAUAAACCUCCGCAACUACACUCUGUACACAGACGGAUGUUUUGAUAUACUAGAGAGCCAUCUGCGCAAUACUGGCAUUGUUAUUGGAACUGCAGCCAUUGUCGUGGGUGUCUUCAUGCUUGUGGAACUUGUUCUGUCGUUUUGCAUGUACCGCAAACUGCACUGAACACAAAAGUACAAAACAGAAUUUUCUCAGUGAUCUCUCUCCAACUGCUGUGGAUUCAAUCCUGGAAUAAUUUAAACUAUAUUGUCAGCGAGAAUACUUCUAUGCCAAAUGUAGUUUGUUUCAGCUAGAAUACGCUUCGCACAUGCAAUUUGUCUAGCUCUGGUUGGUAUGUUUUUAUUGUAAGACUUGCCAAAACUUUAAUUUAACCUGUCUCAUCAGGAAAAAUGCUUAUAAGUUGAUUUUAUGUCUGCAUUUACAUCAUUGCUUUUUAAGCCUGCAUAUGCAUGAGCAAGAAAAAAAUAAGUUUUAUUUAACUACGCUCUCAAUACAUUUUUAAUUAGGGUUGUAUGGUGUCGAGAACAAAACUAAUACUUACUGUGAGGAAGAGUCGCAUUUUCUGUCUUACUAGUCCAAAUCAGGAUUGUUGGAAUACGUUCUAGGCUAAUUUCUUUUCUUAAGCUCAAGAUUGUAUUGGAGAAAUGAUCGUGGCAUUUUUUUGCUGGCCUUACACAUCCGUCCAAUGAAAUCAUUAAAUAUGAAGUAGAUAAUAUUCACAAAUUUAAUACAAAUAUCUUUGGACUGAAUGCAUUACACCCUACACAUCCGUCCAAUGAAAUCAUUAAAUAUGAAGUAUAGAUAAUAUUCACAAAUUUAAUAUCAAUAUCUUUGUUUUAGUUGGACCAAACACGUUAUGAGGUCAGAACAUCUGUAGCCAUAUUCAAGUUUUAGUUAGCCAAUUAAGAUAUAACAAAACCGGCUCUUCAAAGAAUUAUAUACAUUUAUGAUUUUGAAUUCGCUUUUUGGCAAGUUGGAAAUGAAAUAUAUUUACCAUGCUCAACGUCUGUUCACAUUUGGCAACCAACAGUUUAAAUCCUGAAUAAACAUGACAUUAAUUAUAACAAAAUGAAAAUACAGUUUAUACAAAAUUCAUGUAUCCAAGGUCAUGAACAUGUGUUUUUUGCAUAAUUUACCAUUAUCAAGACCAUGUAACUUAGAAUCAUUCUGUGAAUUUUGCUUUAAGAUAUGAAAGGGUUUCUUGUGUAAAUGUUUAAAACCACUGAACUUGUUUGAUAGGUCAUGCAGUAUAUAAAUAUUACUAAAAAAAGACAAAAAUUAUAUUAUGUAAUGAAAUAUGUUUUAUUAUCUGAUAGGCUGUGAUAUUCAUUUAACAUCAUGAUUAUUUAUUUAUAUAUACUUAUAUAUACCAGACUGCUGUGUGUUGUGAAAUAACUAUGACAUUUUAUUUAGACAUUGUUUUGAAGAAAAGUAUUUAAUGCUUUUAAGCAAACAACAUUUUGCUCAUUUUAUUCUUUUAACUAACAGUGUAUUUUUUUAUUAUUCAUAUAAAAUUUAAUAUGUUGAAAGAGUGAAGGAGCAAAUUAGAGGUACGUCUGUGAUUAUAUGUGCUAUUAAUAGCCUGAUUACUUGUGCAUUAGCUGGUUUUGUUUUUUUCAGAGAUAAUGAUCAGAGGUUUGUUUAAUCUCUCUCUGUCUCUGUCUCUCUUUUAUAUUGAUACCAAUAUACCAGUUAGCACAAUUCAUGCAAUCUUUCCCUCCCAGUCAUAAUCCUGGAUCCAAGCCAUAUCUGUAUUAAAAUACAGUCUGGUACUGUUGAUAACAAUAAUUAGCUUAAAAUUAAAAAUUAUACUUAACACAAAAUACAGGUUUGUCAUCAUGACAUCCUGAAUUUUUAAUAUCAACAUGGUUUCUAUCAUUUCUGCUUUUAAGAUAUAUGGUGUGACCGUUCUUAAUUAAAAUAAAUUAAAUUAUGAAUUUAACAAGCUGUCCAGUGAUCCUACUUUUCCUCCUUUUUUCUACGUUUUGGUCUUUGUCCUAUUUUUCCUACUUUUUCUUCAAAAUACCUAGUUUUUCCCACUUUUUUGUUUCACAAUGCUGCGAAUAUUCCUUGUAUUAAUAUAAAAGUCAGCAUGCAGUUAUGAGAUUUAAAACAAAAAAUUUGGCAGCAAGUUAUAUCUCCCAAUUUCUGACAGCAUAUAAUCUCAACACAUUAAAAUUACACACUGAAAGCUAACAAUUUUCCCAAUGAUUAACUAUUAUAAUGUAUCACUUCCGAAUCUAUAAUACAUUAUGGAAAACUUAAAUUAAUCAUGUUAAGCUGAUUUAGUAUGCAUACAGUGUACAAUAAUUUGAAAUAACUGUAAAACAUGAUUAUUACAUAAGAUUCAUAUUAUUUUGGAUAUAAUAGAAAAUACAGGUACAAACUGACGACCACAUAAAUAUUUUUAGUGUUUUCUCAAUAAUACCACUUCUUAGGUUCAGCACAUUCAUUUUCCUAGUAUGAGCAUGAAUAAUGUUGCUUCGUACUGUUUCAGUAUUACUUUUGUCCUACAUUUUAUAUAUUUUCAUUCCUACUUUUUCAUAAGGGUGAUCUGGACAGCCCGAUUUAAAAAUAAUCUGUAAUAUGUAUUAUUACCUAUAUGUAUUGUGUGAGUGUAUUGUCUUUUGUAAAAUAAUUUUUGUGUGUGUGUCAUGUGCUCUGUCGAUGUAAGACAAAUUCCUUUUUGAAGCAAUAUAGCAUUGUAUCAUAUUGUAGAACAAAAGUAGGUAUAUACAUAAUUUAUAUAGAUAGAAUGGAUACAAUCAUUGUACCAAAAAAAGUGAAUAACAGUGUGUGGAUAUGUUUGACAUAUUUUAAAUUACAAUAACAGGUUUUAACUUAACUACAGAAAUUUCAACAAAAUGAACAUUUAAAACCUACAUACAUAUGUAUUUUAUAGAAUGGUAAACAUGUAAGACUAGACGUUAGAAAGUCUAAUUAUUGAAAAGGACAUUAUUGAGAAAGACAGGUGUGUUUUGCCUCCAAACACCCUUUAAAUGCCACUAUUAAAUAUAAUUUAACAAUAAA
Molecule: messenger RNA, 3930 nt
Organism: Gigantopelta aegis
Lineage: Eukaryota; Metazoa; Mollusca; Gastropoda; Neomphalida; Peltospiridae
Product: CD151 antigen-like
Exons: 9
Coding region: 145-1065 (306 amino acids)
Cellular component (GO): membrane
Source: RefSeq, a predicted model, not a curated record